Messenger RNA from Panicum hallii, 1762 nucleotides. RefSeq names its product elongation factor 1-alpha. The transcript has 3 exons. The record is from RefSeq and is a predicted model, not a curated record. Gene Ontology annotation, biological process: translation; translational elongation. Gene Ontology annotation, molecular function: GTPase activity; GTP binding; translation elongation factor activity. Bases 169 to 1512 code for a protein of 447 amino acids. Lineage: Eukaryota; Viridiplantae; Streptophyta; Magnoliopsida; Poales; Poaceae.
ACUUCCUUAAAACCUAGCGCUCCGUCCCGUCCCCCACCCGAUCCCCAGACGCAGCCGCCACAAACCGGGAGAGCACGAGCAGCGACGCGAGGGGCGCCGUCACCUGCGCCGCCUCCUCCCGACGCAGCCUCCUUCUCUUCCUCAGCGGUUUAAGCUUCACACGCAGCCAUGGGUAAGGAGAAGUCCCACAUCAACAUCGUGGUCAUUGGCCACGUCGACUCCGGCAAGUCGACCACCACCGGCCACCUGAUCUACAAGCUUGGAGGCAUCGACAAGCGUGUGAUCGAGAGGUUCGAGAAGGAGGCCGCGGAGAUGAACAAGAGGUCCUUCAAGUACGCGUGGGUGCUUGACAAGCUCAAGGCCGAGCGUGAGAGAGGUAUCACCAUUGAUAUCGCCCUGUGGAAGUUCGAGACCACCAAGUACUACUGCACUGUCAUUGAUGCCCCUGGUCACCGUGACUUCAUCAAGAACAUGAUCACGGGUACCUCCCAGGCUGACUGUGCUGUCCUUAUCAUUGACUCCACCACUGGUGGUUUUGAGGCUGGUAUCUCCAAGGAUGGCCAGACCCGUGAGCAUGCUCUCCUUGCUUUCACUCUUGGAGUGAAGCAGAUGAUCUGCUGCUGCAACAAGAUGGAUGCCACCACUCCCAAGUACUCCAAGGCCCGUUAUGAUGAAAUUGUGAAGGAAGUCUCCUCCUACCUCAAGAAGGUUGGCUACAACCCUGACAAGAUCGCCUUUGUCCCCAUCUCUGGUUUUGAGGGUGACAACAUGAUUGAGAGGUCCACCAACCUUGACUGGUACAAGGGCCCAACCCUGCUCGAGGCUCUUGACCAGAUCAACGAGCCCAAGAGGCCUUCGGACAAGCCCCUGCGUCUCCCCCUUCAGGAUGUGUACAAGAUUGGUGGUAUUGGAACUGUUCCUGUUGGCCGUGUUGAGACCGGUAUCAUCAAGCCUGGUAUGGUUGUUACCUUUGGUCCCAGCGGUCUGACUACUGAGGUGAAGUCUGUUGAGAUGCACCAUGAGGCUCUCCAGGAGGCUCUUCCUGGUGACAAUGUUGGCUUCAACGUGAAGAACGUUGCCGUGAAGGAUCUGAAGCGUGGGUAUGUGGCCUCCAACUCCAAGGAUGACCCUGCCAAGGAGGCUGCCAGCUUCACCUCCCAGGUCAUCAUCAUGAACCACCCUGGACAGAUCGGCAACGGCUAUGCCCCAGUGCUGGACUGCCACACCUCCCACAUCGCCGUCAAGUUUGCUGAGCUCGUUACCAAGAUCGACAGGCGAUCUGGUAAGGAGCUUGAGAAGGAGCCCAAGUUCCUCAAGAACGGUGAUGCUGGUAUGGUUAAGAUGGUUCCCACUAAGCCCAUGGUGGUGGAGACCUUCUCUGAGUACCCUCCUCUUGGUCGUUUCGCUGUCCGUGACAUGAGGCAAACAGUUGCUGUUGGUGUCAUCAAGAGUGUGGAGAAGAAGGACCCGACUGGUGCCAAGGUGACCAAGGCUGCGGCCAAGAAGAAAUGAUGUGCCUGGUGGUUUAUGCUGCGUCUGCUUUUGCGAUACCUAGAUACCUUUUCAUUAUCCCAUAAGUUUUGUCUGCGGUCAUUGCUGUUAUAUCCUGUGAACUUUUAAGGUCUGCCGGCGGUGUGCCAUUUGUAUGCUAGGUACUGUGUUGUUAUUUCAGCUUCGGUGAAACUUGGAAUGCUCUAAGACUUACGGUGUGCCCUUUUGGGCGUCGUUAAACGUAUUGUCAGGAGUCAUCUUGUUAUCUUUA